UAAAAUUUCACUGACAUGCUCAUAUGCUUCUUGAAGUUAGAAACUGCAGAGAUCAGAGAGAGAGAGAGCUUUUAUUUUAGUGGCAUAGUCAUAUGUUUCUGUUUCAAAAAGCCAAGAAAAUUAUAAUGAGAGAGAGAGAAGAAUUGCUUUAAACAGAGAGGGUGAUGUGAUGAUUACUAUAUAUAUUCAUGUUUGUGGGUGAAUGGGUAAUGGCUUUUACAGUGGAGAGGUGUGAUGAAGAGAUGGUGUUCUCUGCAGACUCACAAAAGCCAGUUCCUGCACCUUUCUUAACCAAGACUUAUCAGCUUGUUGAUGAUCCUCUCACUGAUCACAUUGUCUCUUGGGGCAAUGAUAAUGCCUCCUUUGUUGUGCGUAGGCCUCCGGAAUUUGCUAGAGAUCUCCUCCCCAACUACUUCAAGCACAACAACUUCUCAAGCUUUGUUAGGCAGCUCAACACUUAUGGAUUUAAGAAAGUAGUUUCAGAUAGAUGGGAGUUUGCAAAUGAGUACUUCAGAAAAGGAGCAAAGCACUUGUUAUCUGAGAUCCACAGGAGAAAAACACCACAGCACCAGCACUUUCCAAUACUAGCUCAUCACAAUUUACAACAAGAAGAAAUUUUUAGGUGGAAUAUUAUUGAUCCUCCAAUAUUUCCAUUAUCUCCAAAACCCACCACAGAUCUCCUAAGAUCUCUCUCUGAAGAUAAUCAGAGACUGAGAAUGAAAAACUACAUGCUUCUAUCAGAACUUUCACGCAUGGCCACCCUCUACAAUGACAUUAUCUACUUCAUCCAAAGCCAUGUGAAGCCUGCACCAUUAGUGCCCAAUGAGCAAAAAGGUUAUUGUUCAACAGCUCCUAAGAUUGUAGAAUGGGAUUCUUCAUGUCAAGAUCAGCAAAUAAUGGGUAAGUCUUCACUGACUUUUACUGGGGAAUCAAAUCAUAGACAAGUGAAGCUUUUUGGAGUCCACAUCAGUAGUGGCAAGAAGAGGCUGCUCUCAGAACUGCGAUGAUAGAUCAACAAGAAUUAUUCUAGUUGUAGGCUAGCUCCAAGUUGUUUUGGGUAUGAUUUUGUCACAGUAGAUUAGCUUUGUAAAUAAGUGGCUCAUAAAUUAAAUUCUUGACAAAAAUUUUCUGCAGAAGUCUCGAACUAAAAUUAACAAAAAGGGAUCCUAUAAAAGGAAAAGGGAAAUUGGGAGUCACAGAAAAUUUGUAAG
Messenger RNA from Manihot esculenta (cassava), 1211 nucleotides. Its product is annotated as heat stress transcription factor B-4d. Lineage: Eukaryota; Viridiplantae; Streptophyta; Magnoliopsida; Malpighiales; Euphorbiaceae. Gene Ontology annotation, biological process: regulation of transcription by RNA polymerase II. Gene Ontology annotation, cellular component: nucleus. The transcript has 2 exons. Bases 189 to 1007 code for a protein of 272 amino acids. The record is from RefSeq and is a predicted model, not a curated record. Gene Ontology annotation, molecular function: RNA polymerase II cis-regulatory region sequence-specific DNA binding; DNA-binding transcription factor activity.